Messenger RNA from Brenthis ino (lesser marbled fritillary), 1452 nucleotides. NCBI's taxonomy places the organism in Eukaryota, Metazoa, Arthropoda, Insecta, Lepidoptera, Nymphalidae. The record is from the annotation of a GenBank genome assembly.
AUGUUACAAAAAAUAACUGGUAUAAAGAGACAAAUUCUUAUUUCUACUUGUUUGUAUGUAGGACAGACGCUUUCAGGCUUAAAUUCAGCAUGGAGUGGUCCUAUAAUUCCAAAGCUGGAAGAUCUAAAGCAGUCGCCUCUCCCUUAUUUGUUAACGGAGACACAAAUUUCUUUAGUUGGUUCACUUAUAUACUUAGGAAGUAUACCAGGGCCAUAUAUUUUAGGAUGGAUAUCAAACCUUAAGGGUCGAAAGCCUGUUCUGGUCACUGGUGGUCUGUUCGGAAUUUUAGGAUAUUCAAUUUUAGCAAUUUGCUCAAACCUCGGUAUGCUCUACAGCGGAAGAAUAUUUAUUGGAUUUUCCACUGGUAUCACAAAUAUGAUGAACAUAGUAUAUAUUGGUGAGAUGGCAUCAACUCACAUUAGAGGUAUAUUGUUAACGAUUUUUGGAAUAUGCAACACUGUGGGUUCAAUUAUAAUGUUUUCUAUCGGACCAUUUAUAUCAUAUACUAUCGCAUGUUAUGUUGGUCUUGCUAUAACUAUUGCAUUUACAUUGGGGUCAUUAUUACUACCGGAAACACCUGUUUUUUAUUUUAUAAAAGGUGAAGAAAAAAAUGCCGUGAAAGUCUUAACAGAUUUAGGAAGAUUGGAAGACAUUGAUAAGAUUUCAGAAGCGAUGAAACACAAUCUUACUACAUCUACAACCAAAGACUGGAUUGAGCUAUUCAAAUUGAAGAGUAAUAGACGAGCUUUAUUCAUUUCUACCACUUUAAAUGUGUUACAACAUUCUAGCGGUGUGCUAGCUGUUAUCUUCUUUGCUGCAUCUAUUUUUGAGAUUGCUGGUUCUUCAAUUGAUUUUAACAUAGCUAUGAUAUUAAUAGGACUGUUUCGUUUAAGUGGAAGUGUGAUAAGUCCACUCACGGUUGAAAGGAUUGGGAGGAGAAUUAUAUUGAUGACGUCCACUUUAAUAUGUUCUUUGAGUAUGUUCUUACUUGGUACAUACUUCUACUUAAACUACAUCGGAUAUUCUGGUGUUAACUACGUAAAAUGGCUACCCUUUCUGAUUCUCAUAAUGUUCUUCAUAGGUUUUGAUUUUGGUCUUGGCAUUAUACCGAAUACCGUAACAGGUGAAAUGUUUACGGUGAAUGCAAGGAGUAAUGGUUCUGCUGUUGCAUUGACAAUCGGUUGGUUAUCCGGAUUUCUGAUAACCACAGCUUUCGGUGAUAUAGUAGAAAAUUUUGGGGGACAUACAGCAUUUUGGUUUUUUAGUUGCAUAAGUGCGAUUGGGUUCGUUUUCACUUGGAUUUUUGUCCCUGAAACCAAAGGAAAGAGUUUGAUGGAAAUUCAAGAGUUAUUAGUAUACUUUGAGAUAUUCGCUGUAACGCCGUUGCGAUUUUCCCUACUGCCGGCGCAGCAUAGCGAGCUUCCUGCUCUUGUUGGAAGUCAACUGCAAACU